CUACCACAUUCACCAUUCAUUAUCGAGCACUGCAGAUCUUAUUCACUCAUUGCCGGCACAAAUUAGCAGCCCCUCGUCAAGACUUCAAGAGAUAUCUCUUGUCCUGUAAGGAUCUUCGAAAAUGGAGACUUCAGUACACACAACACCUCACAAGAAAGAGGCAGCUGAGGCGGUCACGCCAAACCCUCUCGGUCUUCCCUUGCUUGACUACGGAGCAUCCGGAACGAUGCACGUCUUUGCACCAACACUUAUCAUGAAAUCUCCACACAUUUCUCACCCGAAAUUUGGAAACACAACAUCUUCUGUGGCUUACAAAGCCAAAAUCUACGCAUAUAUCCGUUCCCUUCCUACCUCCCACCAACAUAUCCUUACCAGCUUCGAAAACACGGAUCUCGACAUCGAUCAUUGCCUCCUCCUAGCCUACCACCCGCUUGGCUGCCUUCGCAAGUUCAUCCGCAGCACCGUUUUUGGGACUUGGCCUGAGACCACUCAGAUUUUAAAAAGCAGGAGACUGCAUUGGGGACAACAAAUUGCGUCGGCCUUAGUGUUCCUGCACGGUCAUGGCAUGUUGCAUGGCGAUCUCACGGCAGCAAACACGUUGGUCACUGAUACCCUCGAUGUUGUCUUGUGUGACUUUGGCACUGAUUUCCUAAAUGGUCAAGGCGAGGGAGAUAUUGUGAGAUGUACAAGAUGGUACCGCUUUUUGGACGAUGGGUGGGACGGAGACUGGGAAAACUUUGGCAAAGGUAGAAAAAGAGAUGCACAGAAUUUUUCCGUCAAGGAUGAUAUCUGGGGUUUGGGAAUGAUUUGCUACGAGAUGUGGUGUUUGAAGAGAAUGUGGGGAGAUAGAGAGGAGAGGGAGAGAGUAGGAUUGUAUUGGAGGAAGGAGUGGCCGAGCUUGGAAGGAACCGGAGAAGUGGGUCAGAUUAUUGAGAAGUGCUGGAACGAUGAAUACGAGAGCGCGGAUGAGGUUUUGCAUGCAAUCGAGAACAUCAGGAAGAAUGAAGGUUUAGGAGUGGUGCCUUCUUCCAACACAUAGGAUUCAUCAAACGAUUUCACACAACCAAACGAGAAACCAAGUCUUUAAUACAAAUCCUCCAACUUCAAAACCCCCUCAGAAUUUGGC
Mollisia scopiformis is the source of this 1126-nucleotide messenger RNA. Its product is annotated as kinase-like protein. Gene Ontology annotation, biological process: protein phosphorylation. The record is from RefSeq and is a predicted model, not a curated record. Gene Ontology annotation, molecular function: protein kinase activity; ATP binding. NCBI's taxonomy places the organism in Eukaryota, Fungi, Ascomycota, Leotiomycetes, Helotiales, Mollisiaceae. The transcript has a single exon. The coding region runs from base 122 to 1039 and encodes 305 amino acids.